UUACGGUUGAUCUCCAUUUUCUCUUGAACAAGGCAACCCAAAAAAUCUCCCUCGACCACAGAUAAUUCCACAAGACAACCUCAGUUUUCGAUCGGAAUUCACACUUGGAACCAUGGGUCAAGGAACACCCGGCGGCCUAAACCGUCAAAAUCAGGGAGACCGCAAAAACGACGGUGACAAGAAAGAGAAGAAGUACGAGCGGUCGGCGCCUCCGGCCCGCGUCGGGCGCAAGCAGCGCAAGCAGAAGGGGCCCGAAGCGGCUGCCAGGAUACCCACGGUGACGCCGCUGACGAAGUGCAAGCUGCGGCUUCUGAAGCUGGAGCGAAUCAAGGACUACCUGCUCAUGGAGGAGGAGUUCGUUGCGAAUCAGGAGAGGUUGAAGCCGCAGGAGGAGAAGACGGAGGAGGACCGGUCUAAGGUCGACGACUUGAGAGGCUCGCCGAUGAGCGUCGGGAAUUUGGAGGAGUUGAUUGAUGAGAACCACGCUAUUGUCUCGUCGUCGGUUGGGCCGGAGUAUUAUGUGGGGAUCUUGUCGUUCGUGGAUAAGGAUCAGCUCGAGCCUGGGUGUGCGAUUCUUAUGCACAAUAAGGUGCUUUCUGUUGUUGGACUACUUCAAGAUGAAGUUGACCCUAUGGUGUCUGUGAUGAAAGUUGAGAAAGCUCCGUUGGAGUCAUAUGCUGAUAUUGGUGGUCUGGAUGCACAGAUCCAGGAAAUCAAAGAGGCAGUUGAGCUUCCAUUAACACACCCAGAAUUGUAUGAGGAUAUUGGUAUUAAACCUCCCAAGGGUGUUAUACUCUACGGAGAACCUGGAACUGGGAAAACUUUACUUGCUAAGGCCGUCGCAAAUUCAACAUCGGCAACAUUCCUGCGUGUUGUUGGAAGUGAAUUAAUUCAAAAGUACCUUGGUGAUGGUCCCAAAUUGGUGAGAGAGCUUUUUAGAGUUGCCGAUGAUCUCUCACCAUCCAUUGUGUUUAUUGAUGAAAUUGAUGCAGUCGGUACAAAGAGGUAUGAUGCCCACUCAGGAGGUGAACGUGAAAUUCAGAGAACUAUGUUGGAGCUGCUGAACCAGUUGGAUGGUUUUGAUUCAAGAGGAGACGUAAAAGUAAUCCUGGCCACGAAUAAAAUCGAGUCUCUUGAUCCUGCCCUCCUUCGACCGGGUAGAAUUGACCGUAAAAUCGAAUUCCCACUUCCAGAUAUCAAGACCAGGAGGCGUAUCUUCCAGAUACACACAUCAAGAAUGACGUUGGCUGAAGAUGUUAACCUGGAAGAGUUUGUUAUGACAAAAGAUGAGUUUUCUGGAGCUGAUAUUAAGGCCAUAUGCACUGAAGCUGGUUUGCUUGCUCUCAGAGAACGUCGCAUGAAGCAUGAGAAUAAUCUGCAGAUCACGAUUAUGUAUGAUGAAUCUGUAGAGGUGACACAUGCAGAUUUUAAGAAGGCGAAAGACAAGGUCAUGUUCAAGAAGAAAGAGGGAGUUCCUGAGGGGCUCUAUAUGUAGAGUCAUUGUCAUCAUGUUAUCAUUGGAAUUAGUUGUGUAACGCUUGUUUCAGUUUUUAAACUUUUGAUUUCGUAACUGGCUAUGGCAAUUAUCAUGCGAUAAAACAUAAUUUCAGUUUGAUGGUAUGCUUGAGCUUUGAUUUUUGCUAAUAUCCCUUGUCAAUUGCUCUUAUGUGGAAAUGCAGUUAUCCCUUGUCAAUCACGUGCAAGAUUUUGCAACCAGUAAGUGUAUUUUCACAUCAA
This is a messenger RNA of Striga asiatica, 1737 nucleotides long. Lineage: Eukaryota; Viridiplantae; Streptophyta; Magnoliopsida; Lamiales; Orobanchaceae. The record is from the annotation of a GenBank genome assembly.